Messenger RNA from Pelagomonas calceolata, 1476 nucleotides. The record is from the annotation of a GenBank genome assembly. Lineage: Eukaryota; Pelagophyceae; Pelagomonadales; Pelagomonadaceae.
GCCGGCCGCAAUCGCCGCAAGAAAGGCCAAAAAAAGAGCAGCGUCGGUCAAGUUCUGUUACAAUUUGUCACAAAGUCGUGCCCACAACCACUGCUUGCAACGUCAGGCUGAGCCACUGCAUUGCAACAGCCCACCCCUGCAACAAGCAGCAAUUCAGCCACUGCCUGCAACUAAUAGGCAGCAUGUCUGCCCAAGCCAUGGCCGCCCUGACCCUCGCAGCAGCCCCAUUAAAAAAGGGACGCACGACCACAGUCCAAAUCCCGGACGACGAGCGGCCGCGCUACGCCAUCAAAACGCUGGACGUUGCCGAGGAGGCGCAGACGCCGUGCGCGUGCUUUGUCGUGCCGCGCGGCCGGGAGCACGAGUUCGUCUUCAGCAGCGAUGAAGGUUUAAAGCAAGUGGCCGGAUCCGCGAAAUGCGCUCGACUACUUGUCGUGAACCUGGACCCGCAACGCGCGGGCCACAGCUAUGGGGAUGUGCGGGCCGUGCAGCGGGAGCUCGAACCGCUGAUCAAGGACCUGGCGCCACCUGGUGCGGGAACGGUACCAGUCAUGACCGCAGGCAAUGACCUCGGCAGACGAGACGUCGUCGCGACAGGCGCGAUGGACUCGGGCGACGCCUACGUCGUCGAGCAAGUCUUGGACGGGUCGCGGACGCUGCGGCGCCUGCUCUUCAGGAGCAACCCGCGGAGCAUCCAGACCGAGGUCGCCGUAUCAAAAGUCAAGCCGCCCAAAACGUCGAACGGCAAGAAGAAGAAGUCCAAGGCCAAGGCGCAGUGGCGCGUCGACGGCGCCGACGUGCGUUCGGCGUAUCAUCGGGCCAUCCUCGCGGCGGUCGCGACGUCGCGACUCGAUACAGCGGUGGAAGACGUCGUGCUGGUCGGCCUCGGCGGCGGCGCGCUGGCGACAGCUUUACAAGCGCUCCUGCCAGCCGUGAAGAUCCGGGUCGUGGAGCUAGAUGAAGCGGUCGUCGACGUCGCCGAGCGCUGGUUCGGCUUCAGUCGCGCCGGCGUCGACGUGACCGUCGGCGACGGGCUGACUGCGUUCGAUGACGUAUCGGAAGCGGACGUCGUGGUAAUCGAUGUAGACGCGAAGGACGCGAGCCUGGGCAUGUCCUGCCCGCCGUCCGCGUUCCUGGAACCGGCCUACCUGCGAAAGGUGAAGCGAGUCCUCCGGCCCGGCGGCGUGUGCAUUGUCAACAUCGUCGCGCGCUCGGAGAAGGCGUUUUCAAAGGCGAUGGUAGAUUUGCGCGCUGUCUUCGACGACAUCCGUAUUUGUGAUCCGACCGAUGACGACAUCAAUAGGGUUGUGGUCGCACGGAUGGGUUCUCCGCCCGACCGGGACGCAUGGCGCGCGAGGUUGCGGAACUGGUGCGCCGCCGGCGACCCGUUGGGUCUCGAGGUGCUCCUCGACCGCUUCGACCAGGCCGUGUUCAACGUCGACACGGAGGCGCUGGAUGCUUGCGAUUAGAUAGCUA